AGAUGGCGGCAGUGGAGCUUAAUUUCUUCCCGGGAAAAGCCCUUGGGGAAACGAAUCUGGCACUUUCGGGUUAGUCAUCGAGUUUUGAGAUAUUACUAAGUAUUUAUAAAUCCUUCCCGGCCCUCCUUAGGCGCUACCGCGUCCGCGCCCUUACCGCCUGCAGAUGGAUAAAAACAGCGCGUCUACCCGUUUUCUUCACUGUCACAACGCACGCUCCAGACAUUGGUGCGCACCACUCGCCUGCAUCCUAGACAGGGAACAUUCACCACCGCGGGGAAUGGAUAUUGGAAACGGAGGAUUUCCAGUCAGGAAACUCAAAUCAAACACUAGAUAAGGAUCUGAUGGAACCACCCAAUUUAUUGUAAUCUGAAUAUCAUCUGAUUUUGAACAUGGAGGGAAGAAAUGCCUAUCACAGUGUAGAGAAACCGUACAUGUGUUCUGUGUGUGGACAAGGCUUCAACCGAUCGUCUGGCCUGUCGAAACACAAGCGCAGCCACAGUGGGGAGAAACCGUGGAAAUGUGAGGACUGUGGGAAGAAAUUCAAUUUCCUGUGUGAGCUGGAACUUCAUCGACGCAGUCAUACUGGGGAAAGGCCAUUUACCUGUUCUCUGUGUGACAAGGGAUUCGCUCAGUCAUCCAGCCUGCUGAGACACCAGCAAGUUCACACUGAGGAGAGGCCUUUUAAAUGUCCAGACUGUGGGAAAGACUAUAAAAGCUCCAGCAGUCUGAUGUCCCAUCAGCGUGGUCACAAUGACAAGAGAGCUUUUAAAUGCCCAGACUGUGAAAAAUGUUAUAAAAGUCCUGGGGAAAUGAUGCUUCAUCAGCGUGUUCACACUGAGGAGAGACCGUACCGGUGUUCUCAUUGUGGGAUUGGGUUCAGGAGAUCAUCUCACCUCAUUGCACACCAGCGAGUUCAUACUGGGGAGAGGCCUUACACUUGCACUCAAUGUGGGAAGAGAUUCAGUCAGAUAUCCACCCUACAUAAACACCGGCAACUUCACAGCGAGGAGAGACCUUUCAAAUGCCUGAAUUGUGGAAGGUGCUGUAAGAGUUCCAGGGAACUGACGUCCCAUCAACAUGUUCACACUAAGGAGACACCCUUCAGGUGCUCUCACUGUGGGACUGAGUUCAGGUGGUCAUAUCAACUUACUUUACACCAGCACACUCACACUGGGGAGAGACCUUUCAGCUGCACUGAGUGCAGAAAUAAAUUUACUCAGUCAUCCACACUUAUGAGUCACCAGUGAGUUCACAAGUCACUGCAGUGAUCGGAUUUUACAGUUAAUCACAUCCAGGAUUGAACCACGUUGAUUGGGGUCUGUUUCCGCUUAUGUUAAUAUAGGUGGAAACAUUCUGACCAAAAAGCUUUCUCGUUUUAAAAGCGAAUGUCCGUGGAGAGAAAACUAUUUUUCAUCCCCUUUACCUGAAGUUUGUGUUUUGGUCAUUAAUAAGGGUAAAUAUUUAUGCUUUCAUGUUUUAACUUCUGUGUGUUAACCAAUUCUGGGCCUUCACUGAUUGGGAGUUUUAUAUCAAUGAUCCUGUGUUUAUUAAAGAAGCUUAAUUGAUGGAC
Molecule: messenger RNA, 1570 nt
Organism: Rhincodon typus (whale shark)
Lineage: Eukaryota; Metazoa; Chordata; Chondrichthyes; Orectolobiformes; Rhincodontidae
Product: zinc finger protein 239-like
Exons: 2
Coding region: 390-1247 (285 amino acids)
Biological process (GO): regulation of transcription by RNA polymerase II
Cellular component (GO): nucleus
Molecular function (GO): DNA-binding transcription activator activity, RNA polymerase II-specific; RNA polymerase II cis-regulatory region sequence-specific DNA binding
Source: RefSeq, a predicted model, not a curated record